Elaeis guineensis (African oil palm) is the source of this 1171-nucleotide messenger RNA. Its product is annotated as ethylene-responsive transcription factor ERF003. NCBI's taxonomy places the organism in Eukaryota, Viridiplantae, Streptophyta, Magnoliopsida, Arecales, Arecaceae. Gene Ontology annotation, biological process: regulation of DNA-templated transcription. Gene Ontology annotation, molecular function: DNA binding; DNA-binding transcription factor activity. The record is from RefSeq and is a predicted model, not a curated record.
CUGUGCCCACAGGCCAUGAGAUCACAUGACACCAGAGCAUUGUAUCUGAUUAAAAAGGAGGAAAAGAUGGAGCUAACACAUGGGCCAGUCAAAGAGGAUGCUACAUUGCUAACAGUUUCCUUUCGGGCCUUUGGCGCGUGAUGGUCCCACUGACCCACCUCCUCGCCAUGGGCAUUGCUCGCCCACCAACAUGCAGCUCACAAGACAAAGAUCCCGUGCUAUCCGUUCAUUGCCUCCCGCCUUCUUUGCUGGAAUAACAUUGGAUAUGGGUUAGGAAUAUCCACCACUCAUCUGUCCGAUUUGGGUCCACUCACUAUUUCUCAUCCUUUGGAUCUUAAUCUGAUCAGUGCAUCGAGAUUUGCACAAGAAUAAAAUUUGGAUCCAUCGCUUAAUGGGCCUUUGAUGGGCUGGACAAGCCAGGGUUCCUACUACUCACUAAUGUCAUUGUUGUGAUUAUAUAGAGAGUAGGGAGAAACCCCUCUCCAAGUCACCAGCUAUAAAAAGGGAUGGAGGAAGGGAGAUCCCCUUCCCCCACAACUCCUCUCUAAUAUACAACCCUUCCCUUAGGCUCAUCUCCACUUUCAGACAUGCCGAAGUUACAAAGAUACAGAGGAGUCAGACAGAGGCACUGGGGCUCGUGGGUCUCCGAAAUCCGGCAUCCUCUCCUGAAAACUAGGAUUUGGUUGGGGACUUUUGAGACUGCCGAGGAUGCGGCCAGGGCGUAUGACGAGGCUGCGAGGCUCAUGUGCGGGCCCAGAGCGAAAACCAACUUCCCGAUGGAUCCUAAUGGUUCGAGCACAUCGUCGGCCCUGUCGCCAAGCCUCAUGGCAAAGCUGGAGAAGCGUUGCUUAGCUUCUCAGCAAGAGACUAAGAGAGCAAAGGUGACGGUGGCAGAUGGUGAGGAGGAGGUCAAGUGCAUGGAUGAGGAGUCCAUCGAGGAGAUGAUUGAGGAGCUUUUGCAUUGCGGAUCUGUGGAGAUAUCUUUCUCUUCCUCCUCCUCCUCCUCCUCCUCCUCUUCUUAACUGCGAGAUUGUAGUUCCGUCUUUUGGCAUGGGAAUGAGCGAGUGGUAGUGCGACACUGUAUAUAAAGUGGGAAGUGGUCAUGUUUUGGACAUUUAUGUUAGCAGGGUUUGUUUUAACGAAUCAUUUCACUAUUGGUUCUCGUGAUUUA